This is a messenger RNA of Clonostachys byssicola, 1677 nucleotides long. NCBI's taxonomy places the organism in Eukaryota, Fungi, Ascomycota, Sordariomycetes, Hypocreales, Bionectriaceae. The record is from the annotation of a GenBank genome assembly.
AUGGAUUUCUUCUCCGUCAUGCUGGAUCGGAAGCCACACAGCCCCAAGCAAAUCGCGAAUGGGAAGGCUUUGGAGAAGUACUUCUCGCUUCUAUGGCACGCUAUUCUGAUCCUAGCUAUCGGCCAUUUUCUUCAUUAUGUCGUCGUCAAGUACAAGAGGUCUUGGGAAAGGGUUUACCGAAACAUUCCAUAUCCUCGAUUGGAUUUGCCUCCUUGUUUGAAGGAUCAAGGGUUGCCUUCCAUUUUACUCGCCAGCAUCUUCUUAAUCACCAAUUUGUUUCUCUUCUUCACGCCCAUGGUUUCGUACAGACCAAACUAUUGUGCUUCUCGACUUGGUUGGCUCGCUGCUAUGAACAUGCUUCUUUGCGUCUUCUUGAGCUUGAAAAACACGCCUCUGCGCUUUAUUUUACCCACAUCGUACCAGCGCCUCAACUUUUUCCACAGGGUCGUUGGUUACACAGCUCUCGCGCAGACACUCCUACACGGGAUCUUAUACACCGCACACUUCGGCAUAACGAAACGCUGGUUCAAGGUGAUUCAAGCAGGAGGCAACAGGGAAGGACUAUUUGCCGGUGCGGCACUUCUCAUAUUGGCUUUUGGAGUUUUCACACAGGUUCGGUACACGACAUUUUACGCGACGCAUCUUCUCGGAUUUAUCGUCAUGGCCAUCUUCAUGGGCCUUCAUAGGCCGGCUUGGGAGAAAGUACUGCCGUAUUUUGCCGCUCUCAUGGCAAGUAUUUGGGUUUUCGAUCGGGUGCUCCGGUGGCUCAGAUUGGCAUUCAACUUGAUCAACAACGAGGCCAAACUGUAUCCGCUUGAAGGCGGAGGAGUAAGACUCGUCUUCAAUAAGCCAUUGCCUCGAGGCUCACCCGGGCUGCAUUGCUUUGUUUGGAUACCCGGAAUCCGUUGCUACAAAACCUAUCCAUUCACUAUCACGGCCAACUCAGAUUCGGGGCUGGAGUUGGUUUUGAGGUCGUACGAAGGGUUCACAAAGGAAGCUUAUGAUUUGGCUCUCGAGAUUCCGGGACGUGCGAUGAGGGCUUCCGCUCACGGACCGUAUGGCAAUUUGCCAGAUUUUGAUACGUAUGACAAGGUUAUCAUGAUCGCUGGAGGGAGCGGGGCUUCCUUUACUUUUGGCUUGGUGAACUUUCUGCUGGCGUCAACAAAUGAGCAUCCCACGGUACCUAUCACGUUUGUUUGGGCAGUAAGAAAUCAAGAUGAUAUAUCGUGGUACAUCCCAGAGCUUCUCAGCUUAGUGAAAGACUUCAAAAACGUCACUUUGAUUAUCCGCGUAACUAGAGAACCUUUGAAGAUUUCAGACUCACAAUCAGAAGAAUUCGAGCAGGCCCCUCCGGAUCUGUGUACAACAAAGACAAACGCCUGCGUGGAAACAACGCCAUUGUUGGAAGACUUUACGAGGAAAGCCGCGCACCAUCUACAAAGCGCAGCAAAUUUGGAGUGGGAAGCUGCAAAAAGCGAAGCUGACCUGAAGUUCGAAAAACUACAAGUGGAUCAGGCGAUCUGGGAAUCAAUACAGUUCCUGGACGAAACUACACGGGUUCUCAUCGCCACAUGCGGACCUAGGUCAUUAACCAACGCUGUAAGAGACGCAGCACAUAAUUGUUCGAGGCAUUUUAGACCUACUAUAGACAUUCUUUCGGAGAAUUACGACUGGUAA